AUGGAGUCAUUUUCCUUCAACGUUGUUGAGAAAGUGUUGGAAAGGCUUGCUUCCCAUGCUUACCAAGAAAUUCGUUUGGCUUUGGAUGUCGACGAUGAUCUAAUCAAGCUCCAAGAAACCUUAUCAACCAUCGCAAAAGUGGUCCUAGAUGCAGAGGAAAAACAGAGGAAGGAUCCCCUGCUUGCUGACUGGUUAGGGAAGCUAAAAGAUGUUUGCUAUGAUAUGGAUGAUGUUCUCGACCACUUCGAAUUCCGAAAAUUGAGGAUGCAAGUGCUCAACUCUCGGAGCAAUAUCAAAGGAAAGGUAUGCAACUUCUUUUCACGUCCAAAUUCCUUUAUGUUAAGCUACAAAAUUGGUCAGAGAAUCAAAGAUAUUAGAGAAAGAUUGGGUGAAAUUGCAGCUGCAAAAGCUCAGUUCAAUCUGUAUGAACGAGCUGCAGAUUGGCAAGGGAUGCACAUAGAGAGAGAGACCCACUCUUUUGUGCAUGCCCCGGAUGUGAUUGGAAGAGAUAAAGAUAAAGAAGAGAUGGUCAUGCAUCUUCUUAAUGCCAAUCGCACUGGUCAUGGGGAGGAGAAUGUUUCUGUUAUUUCCAUUAAUGGGUUAGGAGGUUUGGGAAAGACAACACUUGCGAAACUGGUGUAUAAUGAUAACAGAGUAGUAGGGAACUUUGAGUUGAGAAUAUGGGUGUGCGUCUCAGACGAUUUCGACAAUAAAAGAUUGCUUCGAGAAAUUGUUACUGCUGCAACAAGCCAAAAAUGUGUGGAUGAAAGCAUUGAACAGAUGCAAAUUAAGCUGCGGCAUGCUUUGACAUGUAAGAAACUUUUGUUGGUGUUGGAUGAUGUUUGGGACAAGGGGCCAAUGGGAAUCACAGUGAAGAAAUGGAUUGAUUUGAAGUCUUUGUUAAAUGUGGUAGCCAAUGGGAGUAAAAUCAUUGUAACAACACGCAAUGAAUCUGUUGCAUUGCUUAUGGGGCAUGCACACAGGCAUCUACUGAAGGGCCUUCCCCACUCAGAUUGCAUGACUAUAUUCAUAAAAGUGGCAUUUACAAAAAGAGAACAGGGAGACUAUCCCAAGUUAAUAAAAAUUGGGGAAGAUAUUGUGAAGAAGUGUGGAGGGGUUCCUCUUGCCUUGUACACCCUAGGGGGCUUGCUCUAUUCGAACAAGGAUGAGCGAUACUGGUCACAUGUUAGAGACAGUGACAUAUGGAAAUUGGAACAGGGAAGCGAUGACAUUUUACCUGCUCUUAAGUUAAGCUACGAUGCAUUGCCGAUCUACUUGAAACCUUGUUUUGCCUUUUGUUCACUUUAUCCAAAGGACUACGUAUUUAGAAGUGCAGAAUUGAUCCCGUUGUUGAUGGCUGAAGGCUUCAUUCAAUCCUCCAAAGGAAACGGGAACCAAGACCUUGAAGAUAUUGGUCUGGACUACAUAAGGCAACUAUGUUCUAGGUAUUUCUUUCAGAUUGAGGAAGAUGAUUUCCUUUUUCUACGGUUUAGAAUGCAUGACCUAGUUCAUGAUUUAGCAAUCUCAAUGGCAAGGGUAGAGUAUUCGUCUCUAAAUUUUCGUCCCUCUGAUUCGUCUAAGAUGGUUCGGCAUGUGUCAAUAUCUCAGAAGGACUUGUCCAAGGAAAAUGAAGAAAACCCCAAAUUCUUACUUCGUUUGGAGAAAUUGAGAACCAUUCUAAUUCCAGAUUUGGACAGUGAAUAUGUUCCAAUAAAAGUUGGGAUCAACAGUCAAUCUUUUUUAAAGAAAUGCAUCUCAAGAAUCAACUACCUACGAGUGCUGGAUCUUAGUAACUUGACUCUUAAGGUGCUGCCAUGUUCCAUCGGUAACUUGAGUCACUUGAGGUAUCUCGAUGUGUCAUAUAAUCAGCAUAUAAAUAAGCUUCCUGAUUCCAUUUGCAAGCUGCAUCAUUUACAAUCCUUGCUCCUUAUAAACUGUGGAAAACUCAAGGAGUUGCCUGAGGACAUGGGAAAUCUGAUUAGCCUUAGGUACUUGGCCUUAACCAUAAAUAAGACACAUUUGCCAGAAGCAAUUGGACGUCUCACCUCUCUUCGAACUUUAUGCGUCAGUGCAUGCAAGAAUCUUAAAUCUUUGGGCAAAGAGAUGCGAUCCCUCACUAACCUUCGAAUGCUAGUCAUUGUGAGCUGUCAAAACUUAGAAUCCUUGUCAUCUAGUAACAUGACCACAUUGGAAACUUUAGUCAUCUAUAGUUGCCCAAAGCUAAAUCUGACGGGGUCAGCAGAAGGCAUUCGAGGUCUUCAAUCGUUUUGGAUUGUAGGUUCGAAUUUGACGGCCUUGCCUCAUUGGUUGCAAGAGUCUGCAAACACACUAAAAACAUUACAGUUGGGAUUUUGUACCUAUCUACAGUCACUUCCGGAAUGGUUUCAAAACUUUACUUCGCUUCAAAAACUAAAGAUUACAUAUUGUUCCCAUUUGUUUGCUUUUCCCGAGGGCAUGGAUCGCCUCACUGCAUUGAGAGAGUUGGAGAUUAGCAAUUGUCCUUUAGUUAGGAGAUGCAGGCAUGAAGGUGAGGAUUGGUCCAAGAUCGCUCAUGUCCCAAAGAUCAUACUCAAUGGUCAACGACGGCAAAUUAGGUAA
Molecule: messenger RNA, 2598 nt
Organism: Prunus armeniaca (apricot)
Lineage: Eukaryota; Viridiplantae; Streptophyta; Magnoliopsida; Rosales; Rosaceae
Source: the annotation of a GenBank genome assembly